AUGUUCACCAUUAAGAAGCUCGUUGCCUUCAUGGCACUCUUUGUCUUUGCUUCCGCUCAGCUUGAGAAGCUGCCUGCCUGCUCUCUGCAAUGCUUUGUUAACGUCCUGAACUUCGAUGGCUGCGGCGAUAUCCUUGACUUCUCUUGCCACUGCUCAAAGGCUGACUUGCCCGGCAAAAUUACUCCUUGUGUUGAGAAGGCCUGCCCUCUCAAGGAUCAAUUUGGUAGAUCCAUUGAUCAUGUUCUGGAACAUUCAGUUGUUGUUGAUCAGGUCCAGUCCGUUUGCGUUGGCGCCGGACAUCCUAUCACGCUGCCCACUCCCGGUGCCACUACUGCCGCUGAUGUGACUACCAACGUUGUGAAGCCUACAUCGACUGAGUCUGCCACUUCUGUCGUUACUACUAGCACCAGUGUUUUGACUUCUGGUGUUGUGACCAGCUUUUCUGAGUCCAAUUCGUUCUCGACCUCGCUGUCCGACGCUGGUGAGACCGUUACUGAGCCUUGCACUACUUCUGGCACUCUGACUGCCGGCACUCCCAUCAUCGCCACCCCCUCGGGCUCGGCUAAUGUGAGCACCCCCCUGGUUAUCACUAAGGCUACUCCGACUGUUGUCACUAUUACCCAGUGCUACGGAACCGGCACUAUCAAGACUUGCCACCCUGUUGAGUCAACUGUUGCUCCUGUCGCUCCCACUGUUGUCACUGAAACUCAGUGCUACGGAACUGGCGCCACCAAGGCUUGCCAUGUUUCUACCAUUGCUAUCACCGGCUCUGUGACUGGCACUAUCGGUGUUGUUGGUACCGAACCCGCAGUCACUCAUUCGGCUAGUGCCUCGAGUGCCCCAGGUUCUUCUACCAUCUCACCCACUUUCAACGGCGCAGGCGUUCUUGUCCAGGGCAACAUGGUUGGCAUUGUCGCUGUGUUCGCCGCUGCCGCUUACUUCUUGUAA
Messenger RNA from Penicillium taxi, 948 nucleotides. Its product is annotated as proline-rich antigen. The record is from RefSeq and is a predicted model, not a curated record. The coding region runs from base 1 to 948 and encodes 315 amino acids. The transcript is spliced from 3 exons. NCBI's taxonomy places the organism in Eukaryota, Fungi, Ascomycota, Eurotiomycetes, Eurotiales, Aspergillaceae.